AUGUCUGGCGACAGCAAGGAUUUGCCCCUGCGGCAGGGGACGCAGUCUAGCGUCUUGAGCGACGAUGCUGUUCCUGAGACGGAUCCCAAUAGCACCGCCGGCCUCCUUGCCGAGAGGCUGCAGGCAUGGAAGCAUGCCGUUGUCUACCUCGAGGAGUACAUGACCGCCGUGGAGAAGAUCCACAAGGAGCAGGCUAAGGAGUAUGAGAAAGUCCUGAAGAGCAUCUCCAAGCCCUUGAGGGAAGGUCAUCACUUCGAUCAGAGUCUGGGCGGUGUGGCUGGCUUCUUUGAGAACAUGCGAUCGAACACGCAGGCCUUGAUCAACACGAAUGCGGAAACGGAGAAGAGCAUAAAGGGUUCUGUUCUCCCCGUGCUCGAGCGGCUGCACAAGGAGAUCAAGCACAAGGCCAAGGAGCUUGCCCAUGGCGCACAGAAGGGCGCCAAGGAUGUUGAUAAGGCGCGCAACACUACGCAGAAGUUUAUCGAACUCCUGGGUCAGCAGACAGCAUCUUUUGAAUCUACUGGAGGCAAGAUGUCCGCCACUGAUGACCCAUAUGUUGUCCACCGAGGAGUCUUGCACCGCUUGAACAAGCAGGUCAUUGAGGAGAACAACCAUCGCAACGAUCUCAUUGCUGUGCAGAACAACUUCCAGGAGUUCGAGGCUCAUGUCAUUGGAGUCAUGCAGCAGGCCAUGGAGGCUUUCAACCAGUUUGCAGGCGGUCAAGCGGAGAAAACCCGCGCUCUGUACUCUGAUAUGUUGGGAGCAGUACAGCGUGUGCCCCCUGAUUUCGAGUGGAAGGGGUUCAUGACACGCAGCGGUGAUAGACUCAUCAACCCUAACGACCCUCCACGCACCAUCGAAGCUAUCUCCUUCCCGAACCAGCAGCACAGCGCAACGAAGCCGCUCAUUGAGGGCAGUCUAGAGCGCAAGUCCAGAAACAAGCUGUCAUGGGGCUACUCGACUGGAUACUACGUCGUCACUCCUUCCAAGUUCCUGCACGAGUUCAAGGACUCAGACUACGCUCGCAAGGACCCUGUUCCAGAGCUCUCACUCUAUCUCCCGGACGCCGUUAUCGGUUCGCCCAACGGUGACAAGUUUAACGUCAAGGGCAAGGACAAAUCCAAAUCCUUCAGCAGCAAGCUGUCGGGCAGCUCAGAGCUGUCAUUCAAGGCUCACACCGCUGCCGAUGCAGAACGCUGGUUCCAAGUCAUCAAGGGUGUUGCAGGCGCAACUGGGCCUGCUGCCCCAGAUAGCGUGCCAACUUCACCUGGCACAGAGGGUGAGGCUCCGCUAAUGAACGAGGCCGUUGAGGAGGGCAAGGUCCCACAACUAGCCACCGGUCAGGAAGCCGGUAUCACUGGAGGCGACACAGUGGCAAGCCCGACGGUGGUUUCGCCUGUCGAUGCCAAAGAUCAUGCCGCCCCGGCUUCCGGAACCACGGCCCCCGCCGCUGCGGAGACGAAACCUACAGCUUAA
Molecule: messenger RNA, 1476 nt
Organism: Phaeoacremonium minimum UCRPA7
Lineage: Eukaryota; Fungi; Ascomycota; Sordariomycetes; Togniniales; Togniniaceae
Product: putative ph domain-containing protein
Exons: 3
Coding region: 1-1476 (491 amino acids)
Source: RefSeq, a predicted model, not a curated record